CGGCGGGGCAGCCGGAAGGUACGGUGGGGACUGCGCUCCGGGCGCGCGAGGCAGAGAAGGGCGGCUGGGCCGGGACUGCUCAGCGGGCUUCAGCUCCCCAGACCCGGGACGGGGCGCCCACAGCCCGGCCCGGCUACCCCGGGGCGCUUAGAGGAGGAAGGGGAAGGUCCAGGCCCUGCUCCUUUGGGACGCCCCGGGCCGGCCCACACCCGUGCAGCGCCCUCCGUGUCCAAGCGCCGGGGCAGGUAGCAGGGCUCGGGCCUGCCCCUAAGUUGUAGUUCUCACUUUUUCCAGUGUCUAAUGUAAGGCCCUGCUAGAUGCUGAGAACAAUAUACACAGAUGCAAAAGACUUGAUCCUCACCCUUAAGGAGCUAAUGCGGUCUGGUAGGAGAGGAAAUGCAAGUUCAGAGGAAGAACUGUAAUGCAAGUUGGCAGGAUUUCUGUAGUAUACCUAGUAUGAGUUCCACAUCUUGGCCUCUUAUCCAGCUUCAGCAGUCUCAUCUCCAUCAUCUGGAGAAUAAAUGAGAUUUGCAUGAGUUCCAAACUGAGCUGAAAUACGGACUGCAGUGCUAAUAUCCUUUUCUUCUGGUUGUUAUUAACAGCUCCUCAGAAAAUUAAAUGUCGUCAGAAGACCGAGAAGCUCAGGAGGAUGAAUUGCUGGCCCUGGCGAGUAUUUAUGAUGGAGAUGAAUUUAGCAAAGCAGAGUCUGUCCAAGGUGGAGAAACCAGGAUCUAUUUGGACUUACCACAAAAUUUCAAGAUAUUUGUGAGCGGCAAUUCAAAUGAGUGUCUCCAGAAUAGUGGCUUUGAAUACGCCAUUUGCUUUCUGCCUCCACUUGUGCUGAACUUUGAACUGCCACCAGAUUAUCCAUCCUCCGCCCCACCUUCAUUCACACUUAGUGGCAAAUGGCUGUCACCAACUCAGCUGUCUGCUCUCUGCAAGCACUUAGACAACCUGUGGGAAGAACACCGCGGCAGCGUGGUCCUGUUUGCCUGGAUGCAGUUUCUUAAAGAAGAGACCUUAGCGUACCUGAAUAUCGUCUCUCCUUUUGAACUCAAGAUGGGUUCUCAGAAAAAAGUUCAAAGGAGGAUGGCUCAAGCUUCUUCCAACACAGAGCUAGAUUUUGGAGGAGCUGCUGGAUCUGAUGUAGACCAAGUGGAAGUUGUGGACGAGAGAGCCGUGCAGGAUGUGGAAUCGUUGUCCAGUCUGAUCCAGGAAAUCUUGGACUUCGAUCAGGCUCAACAGAUAAAAUGCUUUAAUAGUAAAUUGUUCCUGUGCAAUAUCUGCUUCUGUGAGAAGCUGGGUAGUGAGUGCAUGUACUUCUUGGAGUGCAGGCAUGUGUACUGCAAAGCCUGUCUCAAGGACUACUUUGAAAUCCAGAUCAGAGAUGGCCAAGUUCAAUGCCUCAACUGCCCAGAACCCAAGUGCCCUUCAGUGGCCACUCCUGGUCAGGUCAAAGAGCUAGUGGAAGCAGAGUUAUUUGCCCGUUAUGACCGCCUUCUCCUCCAGUCUACCUUGGACCUGAUGGCAGAUGUGGUGUACUGCCCCCGCCCAUCCUGCCAGCUGCCUGUGAUGCAGGAGCCUGGCUGCACAAUGGGCAUCUGUUCCAGCUGCAAUUUUGCCUUCUGUACUUUAUGCAGAUUGACCUACCAUGGGGUUUCUCCAUGUAAGGUGACUGCAGAGAAAUUAAUGGACUUAAGAAAUGAGUACCUGCAAGCAGAUGAGGCCAAUAAAAGAUUUUUGGAACAGAGGUAUGGUAAGAGGGUGAUUCAGAAGGCACUGGAAGAGAUGGAAAGUAAGGAGUGGCUAGAAAAGAACUCAAAGAGCUGCCCAUGUUGUGGGACUCCCAUCGAGAAAUUAGAUGGAUGUAACAAGAUGACAUGUACUGGCUGUAUGCAGUAUUUCUGCUGGAUUUGCAUGGGUUCUCUCUCCAGAGCAAACCCUUAUAAACAUUUCACUGAUCCUGCUUCCCCGUGUUUUAACCGGUUGUUCCAUGCUGUGGAUGUUAAUGGAGAUAUUUGGGAAGAUGAGGUUGAAGACUAGUUAACUUCUGCUGCUCAAGAUAUGGAAGUGGAAUGGUUUGCCCUAAUCUUUUGUCAAGUAUACAGAGUAACUUCGCAGGAUAUUUAGGGUACCAUUGAUUCCCUCUUCCUAUGUAGAAAAUACGGAAGAACGAGUUUGAUAUUUUCAUGUGGUACUACUGAUUAAGGCACAUUCAGACAUUUUUCAUUGCAACAUGAUUGAGGAAAUAUUAAGCCAAAGGUUCCGAAAAUGAAAGCUAGAAAAUAUUAGUAUUACAGUGUGCCCAAAGCUUUGAGUAGUUAAAAAUUAAAUAUUUAUUUUCUUCUCCAAGCUUUAGGUAAGGAGAGAGGGGUCAAGAGUUAAACUUAUAGUCCUUUUUAUCUCUGAGAAACAUCCCUCUAAGACAUUCUGUGGGAGCUCCCUCAGUAGUACUGCUUACAACUGGGGUGGGUAGAAGCCUUAUUAAAAUUGUACCGAGAGCCUGAUGUUAUUUACUCCAUGUUACAUUCUUUCCAACCUGAAUUUCUGCUAAAUUAAUUUUCUUUGGAGGAAGCCCUUUACUCUAUAACUGAUUGGAUGGCCCAGUGUCAUUUUGAUCUGAUUUUCAGAAUAGAAAUUUAUAGAUAAUUUAAAAAAUAUUUUUUGAUACCACAAACACUGUGGGUCACCUGAUAUAUUUAUUAGUGGUCUAUAGUCCACUGGUUUUGAGCCAAAUCUAGAAUUUAUUGAUACUGGCUCAGAAGAAUUUCAGCCCUGUUCAACUUUCCUGUUUCUGCUAGGCAGUAGAGCCUAGAUUCAGAACGACUUGUCUUCUGUUCUGCAUUCUUUCUGUUGACUCUUGCCCUGCUUUUCAUUGGUAAGGGCAGUUUUAAUAUUAGCUCCAGCAGCUCAUAUUUCUAUUUUCUCUGCUGGGAUAGGCGAAAGCCUAAUAUGUUCCCAAGCUGAACUUUAAUUAUCUGCGUUUUGAACACUGCACCACCAUAGUUCCAGUCCUAACUUUCUGAAUUCUUUUUAAAGGGCUUCUCUAAUAAGCUGUGGAAAUUUGUCUUCCUAUCCUUUUUUUUUUUUUUGCAACAGCGCUGUUUCAGGGGAUAAUUUUGGCUUGAUACCUAGAUCCUUGUUUCUGGGUUUUGCUGGCUUUUUGAAAAAUUGUCUUUCCUUGUGGUUUGGUGAGUGGCUUGGUAGCAAAAUAAGAUUUUUGGAAAAAAAGGACAGAGGAAUUCAUCUGCAGUUGUGAACAUGUUCUUUUUUCAUACCUUGUCAUUGAAAAUUGGGGAAUCACUCUUAACCAUUUUAAGUGUGUGUAUCCAAAGAGCACGGACUGUUUCUGGAUUGUCAAUGAGAAUGCUUAAUCUUAAAAAUAAAAAUUAUUUAAAAAUUGUCUUAUAA
Molecule: messenger RNA, 3411 nt
Organism: Physeter macrocephalus (sperm whale)
Lineage: Eukaryota; Metazoa; Chordata; Mammalia; Artiodactyla; Physeteridae
Gene: RNF14
Product: ring finger protein 14
Exons: 10
Coding region: 619-2043 (474 amino acids)
Biological process (GO): ubiquitin-dependent protein catabolic process; positive regulation of proteasomal ubiquitin-dependent protein catabolic process; protein polyubiquitination
Cellular component (GO): ubiquitin ligase complex; cytoplasm
Molecular function (GO): ubiquitin protein ligase activity; ubiquitin conjugating enzyme binding; zinc ion binding
Source: RefSeq, a predicted model, not a curated record